Molecule: messenger RNA, 1371 nt
Organism: Clarias gariepinus (North African catfish)
Lineage: Eukaryota; Metazoa; Chordata; Actinopteri; Siluriformes; Clariidae
Product: odorant receptor 131-2-like
Exons: 4
Coding region: 7-1371 (454 amino acids)
Biological process (GO): G protein-coupled receptor signaling pathway
Cellular component (GO): membrane
Molecular function (GO): G protein-coupled receptor activity
Source: RefSeq, a predicted model, not a curated record
AAAAUUAUGGCGACCACUAAUGAUAGCGCAGUUCAGGUUUUGAUAAUUUACCAACAAGUGUAUCAGGUUGCACUAACUGAGAGACCAAUUUCAAAAGUAAGUGUUGCAGUAAUAAUGUCACUGUUUUUUAUUUAUUUAAAUGUGGUAAUGAUCUAUACUCUUCGGAGUAAGCCUGUUUUUAGAGAGACUCCACGUUACAUUUUGUUUAACCACAUGCUUCUCAAUGACACAAUUCAACUCUUUGUUACAUCCUUGUUGUAUAUUUUAGGUCUGGUCUAUCUUAAGGUAGUCAUGGCUGCUUGUGCUUUUAUAGUUAUUGUUUCAGGUACAACUUUCCGUAAUGCACCUUUAAACCUGGCUGUAAUGUCGCUAGAGCGUUAUGUGGCCAUAUGUUUUCCUUUAAGACAUGCUGAAAUAGCCACUCAGAGAAAAACCUAUAUUGCUAUUGGAAUUAUUUGGUUUAUGAGUGUGAUGCAAUACUUAAUUGACUUGUUUUACAGUGUACUGAUGGAUCCUACAUUUUUAACCUCCCAAAUGUUUUGCACAAGAGAAAGGCUUUUCAUGAAGCAAUGGCAAAUAGAUCUUCAUCAGGGUGUUAACAUAUUCUUUUUUUUGUCAGUAACUAUGAUCAUCCUUUUCACUUAUGUCAGCAUUCUGAUCAUAACCAGGUCUAUCACCUCCAAUAAAGGCUCGGCUGCAAAAGCCCACAAGACCGUGCUGCUGCACCUCAUUCAGCUGGGCCUGUGCCUUACUUCAUUUUUUUACAGCUUUAUAGAACGAGCUGCAGCAACGGCUGGCAGCAGCAGCCUUUUUCUGGACCUGCGUUAUUUAAACUAUUUAUUUGUUCUGAUCUUGCCACGCUGCCUAAGCCCACUCAUAUAUGGACUGAGAGAUGAUGCUGUAAGGCACUUGUUCAUCUACCAUUUUCAAUGUGCUAUGCGCAAACGGAGGUUUACUGCCAAUGAUGUACGAGCCAUUUACAAGCGGAAGCUGCUCCUGUCGAUUGAAAGAGAAAAGCUAGAUAUAGAAUACAAAAACCUUCUCAUACAGAAAACGAAGUUGAAGAUCAAGAAACUACAGACUGAGCUCCAAGCAAAGGAUGAUCGACAUUUCUGUUCUGAAUGUGUCCAAUUAGGAGUAAUUGGACAGCUUCAGAACAGCGACGGCAGGAGGCAGAGUUGUGAAACGGCACCACAAGCUGUGAGGAUUAAGGACAGCACCUACAGCACCACCACAAUGAGCACUGAGGCCCCCCAGGGUGCCCUGCUGUUCACAUUUCUGACUUAUGACUGUGUAGCGACACACCGCUCCAAUCAUAUCGUCAAGUUUGCUACGUCAAGCAAAAACUUCGGGUCAGCAUACAGAGAGUAA